UGGAGCUCUGUGGCGUUGCACCUGGACAUUCCCGCCUUUCCCAGCCGCUCACGACACUCCUUGUCACUGCCUCCCAGAACCUUCGAUUUCUUCGCAUCCCCAGUCAAGCAAACUCCCGCAGCCUCCCUACCCCUCUCCAUUCGCCCCGCAGAAGCAGCCCAGCUCCUCCCCCUGUCCGGCGCACUUGCCUACAUCCGGGGCUCCCCUUUCCUGGGCCUUUUGGGGUCACCCGGCGCACCGCCCGCUGGCGGGGUCAGCUCUGCAGUCUUCAGGGCCAGCAGCAUCUGUGCGGGUGCGGCACCCCGCCCGGAGGAAGAAAAUGAAAACUCUAGCAGGAAGGAGGGAGAGUGCUCCAUCUCUCACCCUGGACAAAGCCCUGCAAAACCGGCCUAAUACCAGGGAAAGCCCUUCUGCUAGUGUGGAUUCCUGUGCUCUGUCAUCACUUGUGUGCGCCAAUAGGAAUUUGCUGACUGAUGGCCGGGUAGAACUGAAAAGAGGACUGCAGAGGAAGGAGCUACAUGUUUUCCUAUAUAAUGAUUUGUUUGUUGUGGCUAAAAUCAAAUAUAAUAACAACUUGAAGAUAAAAAAUAAAAUUCAGUUAAGUGAUAUGUGGACAGCAAGCUGUGUGGAUGAAGUAGGAGAAGGCAACACCAAUGCCAUGAAGUCCUUUGUCUUGGGCUGGCCCACUAUCAACUUUGUGGCCACUUUCAAUUGUCCAGGAGAAAAGGACAAAUGCUCUCUCCUUCAGAGAUACAUCAACCUAGAUAAAGAAAAAGACCAGCCAAAGAGCAUUCCCCUCAAAAUCUUCACCGAGGACCUUGGGAGUUGUGCCUGUGCUAAAACUCUCGCAGUAACAAAUUCACAUACAGCCAAUGAAAUUACCAAGAUGUCACUAGCAAAGCUAGGGAUAACUGGCUCUGAGAGAGAUUACCAGUUAUGGGUCAUUUCUGGCAAAGAAGCUGCCCCAUUCCCUCUCAUUGGGCAUGAAUAUCCCUAUGUAAUUAAAAUGAGCCAUCUUCGAGACUCUGCACUCCUGACAGAGAGCUUAAAGGACUGCAGCACCCCUUCCAACUUGCAAGAACCUUUCCUCAUGGAACAGCUGCCCCGGGAGAUGCAGUGCCAGUUCAUCCUGAAGCCCAGACGCCUGGCCGCAGCCCAGCAACUGAGUGAUUCAGGGCAGAAGACAUCGAAAAGGUGGAGCUCACUCCUAAGCUGGGCCUGUUGGUGGGGUUCCAGCACUCACCUGGACAAUUUGCCCAUGUCACCAACAUCUCCCAUGCCAGGACAGCUGUUUGGAGUUCCUCUGUCAGAUAUUUGUGAGGAUGAUAAUCUGCCCAAACCUGUCUUGGAUAUGCUGUUGUUUCUGAAUCAAAAUGGGCCCCUCACCAAAGGUAUCUUCAGGCUGUCUGGCAAUGUGAAAUCUUGCAGAGAGCUGAAAGAGAAACUGAAUUCCGGAGUCGAAGCACACCUAGGCUCUGAGUCUGUUUUUGUCAUAGCAUCAGUCUUCAAGGAUUUUCUACGGAAUAUUCCAGGAAGUCUUUUUUCUUCAGCUCUCUAUGCUCAUUGGGUCAGUGUGAUGGAUCAAGGAAAUGAUGAAGAGAAAAUCAAUACAAUCCAAAGGUUAUUAGAGCAGCUUCCAAGAGCCAACAUUGUUCUUCUAAAGUACCUUUUUGGGGUGUUAUACAACAUUGAGCAACAUUCCUCAUCCAAUCAGAUGACUGCAUUUAACUUAGCAGUGUGUAUUGCUCCCAGCAUUCUCUGGCCUCCUUCCUCCAGUCCAGAAGUAGAAAACGAAUUGACAAAUAAGGUUAACCAGCUGAUACAAGUUUUCAUCGAAAAUUGCUGUGGGAUAUUUGGAGAAGAAAUUACUUCCCUCUGGGGAGAGAUUUCAGUGAGAUGUGAUCACACAGAGAAUGCCUCAGAUAACACUUGUUUCCAGCUGAGUGACUCUUCCUGUGACAUCUUGGAGAAUGAGCUAAAUGAGGAUGUGGAUGCUCCAUGUAGUGACUUUGUAAAGCCGUUUGGUCAGGAGAGCAGAAUCGUGGACUCUGUCUUAAGCCUCAGUGAGUAUGACCCAGACCAGGGUGAGAUGGAAGGGCUUUUAGCCCUGAGCGACUUUGACUUAGACCAUUCUAAAGAUCAGAGUUUGGUCAUGGGGAUCAAGGGGGGCAAAAGUGGUGCCACAAACGAGAACACCGAGAAAGUUUUAACCCCUCAGUUAAACAUUUCUCCAAGUACUAGCUCUUCCAGCUUAUCCUCCUCAGGCACAUCCCCAUCUGGUUCGUUGGUGAGCUCCCAAGACAGUGCUUUUUAUCAGAUUUCUGAGCACUUGGUGUUUAUACCCAGAACUGCCUCUCCAAUAGAUUGCACUUUUGAGGCUCAAAGGAAACAGGGAGAGCUUUCUUCUAAUUUUAGCAGACCCAGCCUUUUUUCUGGAAUGUCUAGUCCCCCAUCCAGGCAGGCCAGCAGAGACCCGGCUUGUGUAAAUACGGACACGGGAGGAUGGCGUUCACAAAUGCAUGAUGGAACUCCCCACCCCAUCUCAUGGUUUAGAAGAAGUGUAGCCAAUUUGAAAAACUGGUCUCUGAAAAGGAAGGCAAAAGCAUGCAGAUUGGAGGAAAGAAACAUCAGCUCUCUAAUGGGGCCCCCAGAGCCACCUGCACAUAUUUCUCAUGUUCCAGAAGCAUGUUCACUGCAAGAGAGCCUGGAAGACCUGCCCGUAAGGGCAGCCACAGGACUUGGAUCUGUGCAAGCAGCCAAGUGGUGUGGUUCAUAUCCCUGCCAGGAGACAGAGAAACACUGUAGCCCUUCUUUGAGCCUGGUGGAAGACAGACUCACGCUUUGCAUUAAGUGUCAGGAGGAAGCAGAGGGUGGAGUUCCUUGCCCUCCUGGUAUUCUGACCUGGGAAAGGUCCUCACUUACUGUGGACAAUACAUCCAGCCCAAACUCAUUACCUACAGUGGUUUGCAGUGAUGGGAACAUACAUUUCACCGAAGACAUUCAACCGCAAAAAGGAUCUGAGGUCUACGGGAGAAGCCCAUUUGUUCAUUUUAGUUCCACCAUCGGAGGGGCUUUUUGCACACAAACUAGCUCAUUCCAAAUUACUUUUUUAUCAACUACUAGGACAUUGUCACCAAAUAUUCUUUCUCUAUCAUUUUAA
Molecule: messenger RNA, 3160 nt
Organism: Choloepus didactylus (southern two-toed sloth)
Lineage: Eukaryota; Metazoa; Chordata; Mammalia; Pilosa; Megalonychidae
Product: rho GTPase-activating protein 20-like
Biological process (GO): regulation of Rho protein signal transduction; signal transduction
Molecular function (GO): GTPase activator activity
Source: RefSeq, a predicted model, not a curated record